AUGUCCGACAGUCGCUCGGAGGAGUGCCUGGUGGACUUUCUGGGCAAGAAACGAUGGAACUUUGCCAGGACGCGAGAUGAUGGGCCUUCUAGUGAGGAUGGCGCCGCUGAGGAGAAGAGGGCUUCUAGGAGGUUACAGAGGCUGCAGGGGCUUACCCUACCUAUCAAGUCUAGUGCUCGCCACAUGGUGUAUGCUCAUCUAGAGGAGCCCUCCUUGCACUGGAUAACCCUUAAUGUCUAUCGCUUGUACAACAUCCUCAUUGUCAUCAGCGUUAUAACUUCGGUGCUGGUCACUUUGCCUGUUCCCGAUACGUUGGCCUACGACACUCGGGAUGGCUUGGAGGUUGCCGAGACAGUCUUCAACGUUAUCUUCCUCUUGGAGAUAGUGGUGCCGGCCAUGCGAAUGCUGAAACUGACGCGUUACAGCACUGGCUGGCGACUUCUGGUCAUCAGCCUGUCCCUCAGCAUGGAUGCUCUCAGGGUGCCCAUGCUGAUGUUGAUAUUCCUGGUGACAUGGUUUGCCUCGAUCAUAUACUGGGUGGAAGACGUUACCUUGCCCGACACAGCCCGACCUGCUGCUGCCUUCGCCUCUCUCCCUCAUGCCAUGUGGUUUUCUAUAGUCACCAUCAGUACUGUGGGAUAUGGUGAUACGGCUCCGGCAACUGAUGGAGGCCGGGCCAUCUCAGCCUUGCUCAUCAUAGUCGGCGCCUCCUACAUGGCCCUGCCGUUGAACAUCGUCGGGUCAACCUUUUGGGAUGUGUGGACCGACCGCGACAAGCUCCUCAUCAUUGACAAGAUCCAGCAGAGGCUCUCAAGGAGGCGAAUAACGCGAGAUCGACUUUACGAGGUAUUCGCGACUAUGGACGAGGAUGGUUCGGGUGUCAUUGACAUUACUGAGUUCGAGCACAUGCUGAAUCGCCACUUUAGGCUGGGCAUGCCGACUCACAGCAUUCUGCGUCUGUUCCGUACCAUUGACGCUGAUGGGGAAGGGAAGAUAUCAUUUGAUGAGUUUUGCAGCUGCCUGUUUCCCGAGCUGGUCAAUCCUGAGAUGUCCUUCCCAACUAGGGCGUCGAUUUCCCGCAAUCACCGGGCAUCCUAUGCCAGCAGUGGAAGAGCCUCUGUGAUGCGGGUGGUUCCUGAUGAUGAUUUCGACCCGCUAGAAGCCGAGAUAGAGGCAUCGAAAGCUGGUGCGGCUAGGGUCGGUCCUUCUGAAGGGCAGUACUUGAGGGAACUGGAAGAUACCAAGGCGGCGGAGACAGCUCACUAUGCGGCUGUCCUUGCUCGGCUUAGCCGUUUCGAGCGAGAAUUGGAGUCGACCCGACGGGAUAUGAGAAGGAUAGCCGAGGUUGUUGAGGGGAUAGCUGAGAGCCUGAGGGGAAGAGACCACCGCGGGGGCGCCGUCCAUACUGACGAUCCUGUCAACGUCGAGGAUGUCAUAUUCCAGCAGCGAGUUUGA
Perkinsus marinus ATCC 50983 is the source of this 1455-nucleotide messenger RNA. RefSeq lists its product as hypothetical. Bases 1 to 1455 code for a protein of 484 amino acids. Gene Ontology annotation, molecular function: calcium ion binding; voltage-gated potassium channel activity. Lineage: Eukaryota; Perkinsozoa; Perkinsida; Perkinsidae. The transcript is spliced from 17 exons. The record is from RefSeq and is a predicted model, not a curated record. Gene Ontology annotation, biological process: potassium ion transmembrane transport.